Periophthalmus magnuspinnatus is the source of this 7805-nucleotide messenger RNA. RefSeq names its product tensin 1a (gene tns1a). NCBI's taxonomy places the organism in Eukaryota, Metazoa, Chordata, Actinopteri, Gobiiformes, Gobiidae. The transcript has 34 exons. The coding region runs from base 554 to 5569 and encodes 1671 amino acids. Gene Ontology annotation, molecular function: protein binding. Gene Ontology annotation, biological process: fibroblast migration. The record is from RefSeq and is a predicted model, not a curated record.
GGAUCCUGAGCCGUGUGACAAGUGGGGGGCUCGGCUUGCCUGUGGAUGGACGCACCAGGACUUGGUUUUUCCUCCCAUCGAAGGCGUGUGCAUGAAUGUGUGUGAGAGACAGUGAGCAUGAGCAUGACAGUGUGUAACAGUGUCGUCGAUCGGCUCUGGACCCUUCGCAUUAUGCAGCCGACGGUGCUCAUCACACUUUGAGGACUGACUCAUCCACACUGGACUGUGGUGGAGGGAUAAAAAACACUAAUGGAUUGAAUGAUAUGAAGAUGGGCUUAAGCUUCUGGUGCACCAAGUCCCUCUAGACUGCCCUGGAGUCUUGUCUCAGAAGGGGAUGCCAUUGGCUUCAAACUGGCACAAAUUGGACUUGCAGACACUACCAGACUGGUAGCCCAAAAAAUCCAAGGCUUUCUUAAAUUGCCUGAAGGGAUUCAAGGAAAGAAACCUCUUCUUUGGGGUCUUUGUUGCUUGACGUUCUUUUUUGGGGAAAUUCUUUCCCGGAGCUUAAAGGGUGCGAUAACACACUGGCAGACGAGACGGGACAGACGCAGGCAUGGCUCGCCUCAACUGGUGCCUGGCUGCUGUCAUCAGCUGGGGCAAGUUUCUCUUUGCCUGCUUCUUCCCUCUGCGGGGGGCUAAGAGAGACAAGCCUGACGAGCUGGAGGGCGUCCACACACACUCGUUCAAGUUGAAACCGUUCAAGAAGGCCAAGAGCUGCGAUAUAUGCAAGCAGGCCAUCACCAAGGAGGGCCUCAUCUGCAAAGCGUGCCGGCUCUCCUGUCAUAAGAAAUGUGAAGUCAAGGUGACCACGUCGUGUCAGACGAGCACCAACUAUGAGCUGCCUCCCACUCCGCAGCUGCCUUUAAAGCAUGUAGAUACUCCGGGUUCUCAGAGAUCCUGCAAGAGUGUCGAGAUAAGACGCAAGCAGUCUCGGAGUCAAAGCGUUGUCCCAGUCAUGGAGGAGCAGUACGAGGUGGACCUGGUAUACAUCACGGAGAGGAUCAUCUCCCUGUCAUUCCCGGCCUCAGCAGAAGAGCGCUCCUACACCAACCAUCUCAAGGAGGUGGCUAGUAUGCUGCGGUCCAAGCACGGGGAGCACUACCUGGUACUCAAUCUCAGUGAGCGAAGAAACGAUCUGAUCAAGUUAAAUCAUAAGGUUCUGGAGUUCGGCUGGCCAGACCACCAUGCUCCAGCGCUAGACAAGAUCUGCAGCAUGUGCAAGGCAAUCGACACGUGGCUCAAUGGAGACUCACACAAUGUGGUGGUCCUGCACAACAAGGGGAACAGAGGGCGUACAGGAGUGGUGGUCGCCGCUUAUAUGCACUACAGCAACAUAUCCGCAAGUGCGGACCAGGCGUUGGACAGGUUCGCCAUGAGACGCUUCUAUGAGGACAAAGCACUUCCGGUGGGUCAGCCUUCACAAAUAAGAUACGUGAGAUACUUCAACGGCCUGCUCUCUGGACACAUCAAAAUCAACAACAAGCCCCUGUUCCUACACCACGUCAUCAUGCACGGCAUCCCCAACUUCGAAUCCAAAGGAGGCUGCCGUCCCUUCCUCAAGAUCUACCAGGCCAUGCAACCAGUUUACACGUCAGGAAUAUAUAAUGUACAAGGAGACAGCAACACAAGCAUCUGCAUAACCAUAGAGCCCGGCCUGCUUUUGAAAGGAGACAUUUUGUUGAAAUGUUACCACAAAAGAUUCCGAAACCCAACUCGAGACGUGGUGUUCCGAGUGCAGUUCCACACGUGUGCCAUCCACGACCUGGGAGUGGUGUUUGGGAAGAGCGAGCUGGAUGAGACAUUUAAAGAUGACAGAUUUCCAGAGUAUGGGAAGGUUGAGUUUGUGUUCUCAUAUGCGCCAGAGAAAAUUAAAGGGUUGGGGCACCUGGAGAAUGGCCCGAGUGUGUCUGUGGACUACAACACCCAGGAUCCUCUGAUCCGCUGGGACUCCUAUGACAACUUCAACACCCGCUGUGAGGACACUGUGGAGGGAGAGCCAGAUGCUGAUCACACUCAAGGCCCUAUUGACGGAAGCCUAUAUGCCCGGGUCCGCAAAAAAGACUCCCUGGAGGGAGUGGUCACCAUCAAUGACCUCCCAGUCCACGAGAACCCUCUGACCAAUGCAGAAACCUCUCUCCAGACCACUAACCACUCUCUGCAGACAACAGACCAAACCAUCCCCGCCACUGGCCCCACUGCCCUCCCCGCUGUCGACCACACCCUCUCCGUGAGCAGCGACUCUGGCAACUCCACUGCUUCCAUCAAGACCGAUCGCACUGAUGAGCACAGCCAGUCCCUGCAGGGUGGGGUGAGCGCCAACAACCCGGCAGUGACCCACCCGUCCCUCAGCCCACAGGAGAAGCGAGAACUUGAUCAGCUUUUGAGCGGACUCGAACCUCCGAACCAACGGCAAGCCUACCUGUCCACAUCAACCAGCCCGGGAGGUGGGGUGAGGCAUCUUGUCCCGGCGCAGGUGCAUGUCAACGGAGGUCAUAACAGAGCAAUCAGUGCACCUACAGAAGAACGGGAGACAGAUAUUCUUGAUGAUGAAUUGCCAAACAGUCAAGAGGGUAAUAGUGUGGACAGCUUAGGGACAAUUUCUUCUUUAGACGGUCAAGCUACUCCAGCAGAUCUUUACUACCAAUCACAAACUCCAGUCAGCCAAAACGACGGGCCCUACCUCGAGAGAGGCAGUGAAAAAUUGACUGAGAUGCCUGUACACGGAUCUAGAACGCCCACCGCAAUGCAAGACCAUGGUGUUGACUCUCCAUCCCCACAGGGAGGAUACAACAGCUACCAGAAUGGGAAUGGAAUGUACCGUUCACAGUCCUUCGGGAACCAGGCUGGCAGCAGUCCGGAGACCAAUCCCAAACUGAUGCCGAGGGCCCCGGAGCGGAGCACGAGUAGCAGAGAGGCGGUUCAAAGAGGCCUCAACAACUGGCACCAGUACAGUCUCCCUGACGAUCCGUUCGGUCCUCCUCUGCACUCCACUCAUAGUCUCCCGCAUUUCCCGACCACAGCCUCUCAGCGUGACAUCGAGCAGUCCAUUGAAGCCCUAAACAUGCUAAUGCUCGACUUGGACCCUAUCAACUCCCAUAUGUCCAAGUCCCAUAGUGCGCCCACUGGGGAGAACAACCUCAGUGCGACCCAGGUUCCUUUCUCUCAGACCUUGGCCAGACCGUCGUACCAGGCAGACUCUGCGAUCCACGGAUAUAAUAAUAAUUCUGGUCCUGUCAACAGCGCCUUCCAUCAACCCCAACGCUCGCCUGGAAGGAUUUCGGCAAUCCCUAACCAGAGUCCCGUAAUGGAAUCGCCAGCUUUCUCUCCACAGCGAUCCAAUGCUGGCUACCAAAACAGCACCCCUUCCCAAACCCCGGAACCCUACAUCCAUUCUCGGCAGGCAACGCCCCACUACUCUGAACAGUCCAAUUUCAACCAGCAGAAACCUAUGAACUCAUACCAGGGAGGACCAGUUUCCCACUCCCCAGACCUCCAGGGUUCAUCGCCAUAUACAGGCUACAGUGCCUCCUCCUCCCCCAUCCCAGCACACACGCCCCAGCCCAAGGAAACGUCCUCCACAUCUUUGGCUAGAGAACAGGAUCCGGAGGAAGAGCUUAACCUGGAAGGCCUGGUGGCUCAUAGAAUUGCAGAGUACAACGCUCGGAUCCGGGGCAUCAGCGAGAGCAUCACCCCCCAGUCCGACCGCCUCCGCUCCUAUUCCUUCUCUGGAGUCCGAUCGAGAGGAAUGACCCCGGAAGUGACGCAGGAAACAGGACGUCGUCGGACCACCAGCGAGGGGCAGUACCAGAGCAGCCUUGAAAACCGCUCCGGUGUUAAUUCUCCGGAUUUCGCUCAGAACUUGGCCCUCAAUCCUGGAGGAAGACCGAGAGAAGGCACAGUGCACAGCUACCGUGAGGCGUUCGAGGACCAUGAGACCAGUGGCAGUCCUACGUUCAGAGGAGGUGGUGAGAGCUCCCCCCUGACCCCAUGCUUCCCCGUAUCACCACAGACUCCUUACUUCAACAUGAGCCGUACUCCUCCUGGACUGGCCAAAACUCCCCUGUCUGCCCUUGGAAUGAAGCCACAUGGGCACGGCGGAUCAGAUGGUGUAAUGGAAUCCAGAGCACAAGUCGUCAAUGCUCCCAUCACCUCCAGAAGUCCCGUGCACACCGCUGAUGGCAGAGUCCCAAUCAGACCUGGCUCCCCUGAGGGCUCCCAGGUGAACAUCAUGGGCUUGCACACGGUCCCAGGCAGCCCCAACACCCUGCACCGCACAGUGGCCACCAACACGCCCCCCAGCCCCGCCCUGCAGAGACGCCUGGGUCAGGGCAGCCCCUCCCUCGCCCGCCACCAGCCACCGCCCGCCGUGCCCUCCAGCCCCCUCAUUGCCCGCAAAGCCCCUGCCACCGCCGCCGCAGCAGGCACCAGCGCGGCUGUACCCCCCAGUCCGCUCAUGGGCAGGAGACCCACCCCCAGCGGUCACAGCACGCCCGACGACAUGAGCACUCGCCACACGCCCGCCUUCCAAACGUCUCCGCAGCUGCCAGACAAGAGACACAUGUCCAGUGGAGAUGCAGAGAGGACGGACAACAAAAAUCUGACACCCCCUCCGGCCAGCGGGAGCAGCACUCCCAACCUGACCGGGACGAACACGCUCCCGGACAUACCCAAGUCCAUAUAUGAUGGCUAUCCCGACAUCAAAAUGAACGUCAAAUUUGUCCAGGACACCUCUAAGUUUUGGUACAAGCCCGAUAUCUCCAGAGAGCAAGCGAUCAAUCUGCUGAAGGACAGGGAGCCCGGCGCGUUCAUCAUCCGGGACAGCCACUCGUUCCGCGGGGCCUACGGGCUGGCUAUGAAGGUGGCGUGCCCCCCGCCCACUAUCCAGCAGAACAAGAAAGUGGGGGAUAUGACCAAUGAACUGGUGAGACACUUCCUGAUUGAGACAAGUCCAAAGGGAGUCCGGCUUAAAGGCUGUCCCAACGAACCCUACUUUGGUUGUCUGUCUGCUCUGGUUUACCAACACUCCAUGACCCCCCUGGCUCUGCCCUGCAAGCUCAUGAUCCCCACCAAAGACCCAAAUGAAGAAGCCCUUGAACUGGCCACACCCACAGACCCGGUGGUGGAACUGCUCAAACAGGGAGCAGUCCAGAAGCCUCCUGAAGAAGCCCAUGCCUGCAACGUCCUCUACAUCAACUCCGUGGACAUGGAAUCUCUCACGGGUCCCCAGGCCAUCGCCAAAGCCAUCACCCAGACGCUGUCCACCAACCCCCUGCCCGCCGCAACCACCGUCCACUUCAAGGUGUCCGCGCAGGGCAUCACGCUCACCGACAGCCACAGGAAGAUUUUCUUCAGAAGGCAUUAUCCCCUCAACACGGUUACCUUCUGCGAUAUUGAUCCCCAGGACAGAAAAUGGGGGAAAGAAGGAGGUGGUUCAGUAAGGCUUUUUGGUUUUGUGGCGAGGAAACAAGGAAGCACAACAGACAACGUGAGCCACCUGUUCGCCGAGCUGGAGCCGGAUCAGCCCGCCUCCGCCAUCGUCAGCUUCGUGUCGCGGAUGAUGAAGCGGUGAAAGCCCCUGUGCGGCGGCCAUGUUGGACCUCCUCCUCUGUCAUUGGUGUCUCUCUCACCGGGAAGACGAGCCCUUUUUGAUUUUCGUCCCGUCUCUUUUGCCUUGCUGGUUUGUCUUGAGUUUUUUCAAAGGCUGGAUUGGAACGGAUCUACGGUGGCGCUAGAGGAAGUGCUAGUGGAGCUGAGAAUGUGACAAACGGCGGCCAUUUUGGAAAGGAGGAAGCGGCUAACCUUUAAGAAGAAAAUGCUAGCUAUAGACUACAGAGGAACUAAGUAACGUUGAGAAGAACUUCAGGUUUUCAUGUUGUUUGUGUCGACUGACUUAACCAAAGGUAGUUGCAAUACAAGUCCAAGAACGACGUAGCUAUUAAGCCAUUACAUUUACUUUCAAAAGAACAAAAAAAUACGAGAUUAUUCUUGAAAACGUCUUCAGAAGAAAAAAAAAAGUCGGCCAUGAUGGCUUUUAGCAAAACAGUGUCUGAAGACCUUAUGCAUGUUAGCUUGAUCUUUAAGCUCGGAUCUCUACCUUCCACUAAAAAAAUCUCAUUGUGAGUGCUCAUUUGACUUGGUCUGUGUCGGUAAGGGCUCUGCAGUGAAAAAUAUAGCAGACCAUUUGAAAAAAAGAAAAAAAAACUGAAAACACUUCACUCCUCUCCAGAGCAUGUCACGCACCGAGGAACCCACAAGAUGGCGCCACUCGCUCAGGCUCGGACACCUCUCCCACACAGCCUGGUCGCAGUAGUGGCACCUUUUCACGACUUUUCGCCAUCGCAACACACUGGAAACCACCUCAAAACCAGGACCUAUGCACUGUUUUUGCAUGUUGUCCCGAUUCUUGCACCCACCCCCCUCCUUUCCCUUCCUCCCCUCCUCUCUUCUCUCACUCCAUCCGAACAUCACUGACAACAUUCUGUGUGCUAAAAAUUUCUUCUAGAGGUUGUAUGGCUUGUCAAAGAGACUGCAUGAAUCUUUUUUGUACUAGGGAAACCAUCGUCCAAAAUAGUGACAUUACUUUCGGGGACAUCAUCCAGCACCAUAGGAUCAUUUUAAUAGGAAAAAAGACACUGUGCGCAAAUGCCUGUCUGUUUAAACCACCUUUCACAAUAAGCUAAGGAAAAUUGCUAUAACUGUACAUAGAUAUACUACUUUGAAAGAUGACAUAGCGAAAAAAGUAUUUAUUUUUGUUGCUUUAGUCCCUCAUGGUUACUCAUAUAUACAUAUAUUGUACAGUCUAGAUACCUAAAUGGGUGAGAAAAAAAUAUAAAACUUAUUUUGGCUAAUGAUUUCAAAGUCUGACGAUUUUGAAAUGUGUUGAAUAUAUGGUGUACAUUACUUUGUACAUGUAUAUGUUUGUUUUGGCCUGUCAUAUUUUUUUCUUUUUUUUCUUUUUUUUUGAGAACAAGGUAGGGCAUGAAUGGUAGAAACUGAGAUUCGCUGAAAUUUUUGCUGAAAAUUUUGCUGAAAAUUUUGCGGAAAUGCAUGGGCGGUUUUUGAAAACAGAACGGAACACACUCGUAGAAACAAAAAAACGAAAGUAGCUGGUAGAUGUUUUAGAUAAAAAAGGGAAAAUCGCAUUCAGCAGCCAACCUUAAAUGCAAUAUGAAAAAAGUAUGCAACCAUGACAGUUAACAGUUCUUUUUGCCAAAGAUUUAACCAUCUAUGCUAACUGGCUACAUGUUUGUUUUUUUAUUUAAUUUUGGGGUUUUUUUCAGUUUCAACACAAAAAAACGCAUUGCUUUUUACUGGUGCCGUGCCAAAAUGUAUGCAUCCAUUUUGGAAAGUCUGAAUAUUCACAAAAAUUUCAAAAACUGUGUCAACUGCUGCUCUGUUUUCUCCGGCCCUCUCACCUCUUUUAUUUAUUCUUAUUUAUUCUUUUAAAAAAUCUGCAAGUUUUACCGUUUAGGAAUGGGUGAGUAUUUUUGGUGGCACUUCAUUGAAAGCAAAGAGGUAUCAUGCACUCCACUACAUUAGUUUAAAAAUGUAAAAAAUACUAAUAAUAACUGUCCAUUGUGGUAGUGAAAAUUUCCCAUGUAGCAUUGUACCUGUUGCAUUGAAUGAAGGGUUACUGCUGGGUGGACUUGUGUUCCUUCUGUGCAGAGCGGUUGAAUGUGCGACUAUGGAUGUACCGAAGGCUUGGGGUUCAGUUUGCGCUUAUCAUUUUCAUUAUAUUGUCAUGGCUUACCUGUUCCUAAGGAGAAAAAACAUUAAAGCAAUACAAAUCAACCUGCUUUCUUACU